UAAAAAUUUAGUACUAAACAUGAGAAUCUUUUUAUUAAUUUAUUUCAUAUAAAAUAAGACAAAUAACGGGAUUUCUUUUAGCAUAUAACGCGUCAGAAUGAAGGCGUAGACAAAAAUGUUACAUUUAUAAUUUAAAUUAUUCUUUAAUUUUACACAAAUAAUUAAAGCAAAUAACUAUUCAGUGUUUCAAAGACAUAAACAAAAUGUCUGAUAACCCAAAACUUGUACUCCUUUUCAGUGGCAAAAGAAAAUCAGGCAAAGAUUAUAUUACAGGAAUUAUUCACAAUUAUCUGGGUAAAGAUAAAUCUGAAAUAAUCCGUAUUUCACAACCUAUAAAAGCCCACUGGGCUGCUCAAAAAUCUCUAGAUCUGGAACAACUAUUAAGCGAUGGAGAAUAUAAAGAAAGCUUCAGAAAAGAUAUGAUAGAAUGGAGUGACCGAGUUCGAAAUGAAGAUUAUGGUUAUUUUUGUAAAGUGGCUUGCCAAGCAAUCUCGAGACCAAUUUGCAUAGUUAGUGAUAUCCGCAGGAACACGGAUAUAAAAUGGUUUAUUGAAAAAUAUGGUGCUAAAGUUAUAACAAUUAGAAUUAAUUGCAGUAAAUGCAUUAGAGAAUCUCGAGGUUGGAAAUUCACAGAAGGUGUUGAUGAUGUUGCAUCUGAAUGUGAUUUAGAUAAUUAUGAAAACUGGGAUUUUGUUCUUGUUAAUAAUAAUGAAACUACAACAGAGGAAUUGAUUCAACCCGUUAUAGAUUUAGUUAAAAAGUUCAUGUAAUAAUAAUAUGAUAUACUAUA
Ctenocephalides felis (cat flea) is the source of this 790-nucleotide messenger RNA. Its product is annotated as probable phosphomevalonate kinase. Bases 204 to 770 code for a protein of 188 amino acids. Gene Ontology annotation, molecular function: phosphomevalonate kinase activity. Gene Ontology annotation, cellular component: cytoplasm. Gene Ontology annotation, biological process: isopentenyl diphosphate biosynthetic process, mevalonate pathway; cholesterol biosynthetic process. Lineage: Eukaryota; Metazoa; Arthropoda; Insecta; Siphonaptera; Pulicidae. The transcript has a single exon. The record is from RefSeq and is a predicted model, not a curated record.